UCCCAACGCUCACCAAGAUAUGACAAGAUAUCAUCAACCAAUCGAACCAUAACAUUUAGGUGAAUUGGAUAUCUACAUGUUCUGCAUUUUAUCCCUACACAGGCGCUAGCAACUACCCAAUUGAACCUCAAACAAACUAACACCCGCGUGGAGAAAACCGCACACGCGUUGCCCCAUUCUAAGUCCGGAAGCCAUUGAAGGAGAAAAAAGAUCCAACCACCUGAGCGCCCGAAUUUUCUCAUCCAAAGCGACCAUACGCCCAUGGAAUAUGCCACAUGAGGCCCAAGCAAACACUUCAAUGACAAGGGCAUUCAAGAAAUCAAUUUGAAUAAUUGCUUGGAAAGGCCGACGAUAGGAAGUGGAAUAUCAUAUUAUUUUUUAUAUCUACCUUCCCAUGGCUUCCUCUGCUGCCCGCCAUGUUGCGAAUCUCAAACAAGUUCAUAUUAAAAUGGUGCCGAGUCCUCGCACGCUCGCAGAGUCGCAAUUGGUCCUUGCGGCGAUACGGAAGUUUGGAGAGGUGUCGUAUUUCUUAAAUUUGAAGAAUACCCCGUCCAGAGACGCCAAAAAUACCGGGCGUUCGGCUCUGGCAAUUUUCGAGGAUCCUCAAGCCAGGAAUGCUGCUUUGGAAGCUUCGCCAGUUGUCGUUCCUAUCCCCAGCCUAUCCACGCUCUUCCCAUCAUCUUUUCCCCGCGAUUCUGACGGGGACCAAUAUCCAACAAAAAGCUCCCUAGCGAAACCGCGCAUCAAAGCUAAAACCAAAGAAGCCAGAAUGAACAAAGCCAGAGAAAAGGAAAAGGAACAAAUCAGUACCAGUGAUGUUAAUCAGCCUCAACCAUCAAUUCUCUGCUAUAUCGAGCCGUCGUACCACGACCACGGUGUCGCCGUCAAGCAGAAUCCAUACCAUAACACUUUCCUUAUCACGUCUAACUCCGUCGAGGUUCAGGAUCUUUUGCAGACGGCAAAUGGGCGAAAUGCCCGCGGCCGUUAUAAAAGAGGCGCACAUUCCCGAAGGCGAACUACACUAUUCUGGGUUGGAUAUGUUGAUUGCUUUCCAAAGAAAAAACGCCCCGUUCCAUUUCGUCAUCAGAUCAACGCUAUGCGGUUUGCCGAGUCUUUGCAUGGCGAUUCACUUAUGCGGUUGUGGCGGGAAGGUCGGGAGAUUGCGGAAAAAGAGAAGCUUGCGUCAGUGGCCUCAGAGAAGGUGAAGGAAGAAGCACAGGAAAGCCCAAGCCUAAGCCGGAUCAAUAGCAGUAACGAGAACAGGAGCCAAAGACAUGGGAGGAAAAUUGUGGGCAGCAGAGCAAGAUCACCAUAGCCAAACACUAAGGAGGUUGGAGAAGAGCGAGGGAUUGGCCCCUGGCUUUUUGACUGAAACAGCAGGGGCCCGGUCAAGGUUAUUCUCCUAAGCAUUACGGUCAAAAUAUGAUGUCCGUCUCGCCAAAACCCGGAAAUAGUUACCUCUCCGCCUUUGAUGACACUUAGACCAUACAUGGUUCGAGAAUUUUUUUUCGUCUCUGGAAUGCCCCUACUUAUUUUGACAGCCCCCCACCACCCUGAAUGUCAAAAUACAAACGCAGCCAACCAGGCCCCAAGCGGCAGCUCGACGAAAGUGUACUACUGGGCCAGGAAAUCACUUGGCCAAUACCUACCUACCCGCGCAUCAAAUUUGUCAUAUGUCAUUCUGGGUACGUUUGCCGUAUGUCAGGAAUCGGGCGGAGGAGGCCUCUGCAUUUAAGCGCUGUGUGGGCAGGUAUAAUAAUAUACUUUUCAUUUAAGGCGCUGCGUGCUUUGCAGAUAUAGAGGACAAGAAUUUGAAAGAGAGAGAAAAUGUGGGGUUCUGCGAGUUUUAGGGAAUCAUAUUGAAUAGCAAAUCCACAAGAGAGUGCCAAGAUGUAUAUAUGCCCAUGUAAAAUAGUAGCAGUAAUAAUACACGGAUAUUGGUACGGUACAGGACAUGUUCUAGUUACCCAUAUCAUAUUAUAGCAGCAAGGAUCCGCGGACGGAGGAAACCUGAGCAAACGUGUAGACAUACUAGAUACAUUCCUUUCCUUCUUGGCGUUUUUGGGGAGCCAAAAUUUCCGCCCUCUUUCCUGUCUAUCAAAUCUACGGCGUAAUAUAUCUAUCAUAAAGAAAUGCAUCAUGACUGAACCAUAGCUCAAGACAACUUUUAAGAUAGUACCC
This is a messenger RNA of Blastomyces dermatitidis ER-3, 2181 nucleotides long. RefSeq lists its product as uncharacterized. Lineage: Eukaryota; Fungi; Ascomycota; Eurotiomycetes; Onygenales; Ajellomycetaceae. The record is from RefSeq and is a predicted model, not a curated record. The transcript is spliced from 2 exons. Bases 395 to 1315 code for a protein of 306 amino acids.